Messenger RNA from Onychostoma macrolepis, 8032 nucleotides. RefSeq names its product PHD finger protein 21Ab (gene phf21ab). NCBI's taxonomy places the organism in Eukaryota, Metazoa, Chordata, Actinopteri, Cypriniformes, Cyprinidae. Gene Ontology annotation, biological process: negative regulation of transcription by RNA polymerase II. The record is from RefSeq and is a predicted model, not a curated record. Gene Ontology annotation, cellular component: histone deacetylase complex. The transcript is spliced from 18 exons. Bases 731 to 3154 code for a protein of 807 amino acids. Gene Ontology annotation, molecular function: chromatin binding.
GAGAUUGAAGAAGAGUUCUUGUUUUGUAUCUCAGUUUCUCUCUUUUUUACACACACAAAUUAAAAUUAAACAAACAAAAAAUAAGCUCGGUAACCUAGCUAAAUUCAGCCCAGAGCACCACUACAGCUAUGUGAGGGAUCGGAUCGCACCGAGAUCUCGGAGUGUUUGUAAAUAUUUAUUUAAAUAAUUUGUGGGGAGAGAGAGAGGCACUACUGCUCAAGUGAGUAGAGGAGGGGAGUUGGAGAGAGCGCGUGAACACCAGUCUCAGUGCCAGCUGACAGGCUGAAAGUUUCCUGGGACUCUCUUUCUGGCGAACUGGAUCAAUGAUGGAAUUGCAAACAUUACAGGAGGCCCUGAAAGUGGAAAUACAAGUCCAUCAGAUUGAUGUUAUACCAAGUGGAUCAACUCAUCAACUGAAAUUGAUAAGUUUCAUUUAAAUUACACUUGUUUAUUGCAAAUGCAAAAUGUUUGUUCCAAAUUAACACAUUAAAUGGUGUCGCCACAAACCGUUGUUAACCGGAGGACAGUUACUCUUACAGAAAGCCGUUGGCAGGCUGCCUGCUGCUCUGUCUGCUUUUGUUUGAAAGUGAGGCAGGUGCAAUACACUGUAGUUCCACAUGUGGCCUGUAGAUGGCACACAACGUCUGUAACUCCCUCCAAAACUGUUGGCAUAAGUUUUGACUGCAAAUUCUUGUCUUCUCUUCUGUUGCCAUAGAAACUUGUCGCCCAAAUGAAGCAGGAUCCACAGAACGCAGAUCUGAAGAAACAACUUCACGAGCUCCAAGCGAAAAUCACGGCUCUGAGUGAGAAACAGAAAAAAGUGGUGGAGCAGUUGAGGAAGGAGUUGCUGGUGAAACAGGAGCCUGACUUGAAGCCACAGACGCUCCCAGCAACCGCAGACGGUAAAACUGUGCUGCUGACGCCCGCCUGUCCCCCUUCACAGCCGCCCACAGGGCCUCCACACAACCAGGGGGCGCCACAGAAGACUCUCACCGUGACGCCGGUCAUAACUGCAAAGACUCUACCUCUCGUGCUGAAAGCUGCCACCUCCACCAUGCCUGCUUCCAUGGCAACACAACGCCCCACAGUCGCCAUGGUCACUGCCAUCAGCAACCCCCCGAGACCCGGCGCCAAUUCCGACUCCCAGAGCACACCAAUCAACCUUCAGGUGGCCAGCAAGCUACCCCAUCAGGACACAGAUGCCGGCACACGGAUUGUGUCCAAGAAUGUUAUUGUUGUGCAGGCCACCACCACCUCUGCCCAGCCUAUCAAAGUUCCCCAGUUUGUCCCUCCUCCUAGAUUGACGCCUCGACCCACCUUUCAGCCACAGGUUCGACCAAAACCCCCCAUGCCCAUCAAUGUGCCCAUCGCUCCAGCUCCUCCUCCUCCCAUGGUGGCAGCUCCUCUAAUCCAGCGGCCCCUGAUGCUGACCACCAAGCUGACGUCAUCUUUGCCUGCCUCUGCUGGGCCCAUUCACCAGGUGCACAUCGUGAACGGACAGCAGUGUGCCACCAUUGACAAGACCACGACUGCAGUCACGAGUGGCACCACGCAAGUCACAGGCAUUGUCAUCAGUCCUGCCCAGACACUUCAGAUCAGCAACCUUAACUCAGACUUGAAGACUGUGAAAACACAGGGAGGACCAGAACAUGUGGUCACAAAUAUACCACACUCAUCCUCUCCUCCUCUUCCUCCUCCUCCAGCUAAGGUCAAACGAGAGGAGAGCCCACAGAAACUUGCCUUUAUGGUGUCUCUUGGGUUGGUCACACAUGACCAUCUUGAAGAGAUUCAGAGUAGAAGACAAGAACGUAAGAGGAGAACAACAGCCAACCCAGUGUACAGUGGAGCAGUGUUUGAACCUGAGAGGAAAAAGAGUGCUGUCACUUACUUGAACACUCCACUGCAUCAAGGCACCAGGAAGAGAGGUCGCCCUCCCAAAUACAGCACCACCACCACCACCACCAGCAGCACAGCGGUGCCGGAGCUGGGCUGCAACCCCCUGCUCUCCCCCACCAGCAGCCUUCCCGCCUCCCCAGCCCCUGAGCGGCCUGACACGGGGGGCUUUCCCCUCUCUGUCCACCCUCAUUCUGUCCCCCAGCCCAGCCCCAGCUCCGGGGAUGGAGACAUCCAUGAGGAUUUCUGCACUGUGUGCAGACGCAGUGGACAGUUGCUCAUGUGUGACACAUGUUCGCGCGUCUACCACCUCGACUGCUUGGACCCACCCCUCAAAAACAUUCCCAAAGGCAUGUGGAUCUGUCCUAAAUGUCAAGACCAGAUUCUGAAGAAGGAAGAGGCCAUUCCAUGGCCAGGAACCCUAGCAAUUGUCCAUUCCUACAUUGCUUACAAAGAAGCAAAAGAAGAAGAGAAGCAGAAGUUAAUGAAAUGGAGUGCCGAACUAAAGCUGGAACGAGAACAACUAGAACAGAGAGUGAAACAGCUCAGCAACUCUAUAACAAAAUGUAUGGAGACCAAGAACAGCAUACUUGCCCGUCAGAAGGAGAUGCAGGCCUCUCUGGACAAGGUAAAACACCUGGUCCGCCUCAUCCAGAGCUUUAACUUGACUCAGCCCAUGGAGACGGACAUCCUACAGGAUUCCAAUCAGGACUGCACAGAGUCAGGGAGCAUCAAAGACUCAAAGGAUGUUACACAAGUGUGUGUGCAGGAGAGUCCCACCGAGCCUAGUGUGCAAGUACCAGCCGCCGUAGCAGUUCCUGAAGUGAAGGCAGAGCCAGAGGUGGGCGAAAUGGCAGAGCCAGCAGCCGCAGUCACACCUGAGGCUGCGUCAGGUGAAUCGGGAGUUAGUGUCCCGGAAGUGCCCAAGACCACAGUUGGCGAGGAGAUGAUGGAUACGGCGAAAACGCCAGAGCCUGCAGAAUUGCCUCAGGCCAGGGACGUAAAAACUAACGGAGGAACGGACUGUGUUUGUACCGGCUUGAACCCGGAAGAAGAGGCGGGUGCUGUCGAUGCCGCAGAAUCUGUGGGCUCUGAGAACAUCCCUCCCAGUGACAGCAGUUGUGUAGAGGAUGCUGGGAAGAUGGAAGUGGAGCUGCAGGAAGAUGGAAGUCAUGGCGUGAACACCAACAACGGCAAAACCUCAGAACCUUCUCAGCAGGCUUUGCCAGCCCCUCUAAGCAGCGUGGACAACCCCAAAUAAUUCUCAGCCUCACACUAAACACAUUUACAUCACCAAAACAUUUAAACAGAUUUCCUAUUGCACCUUGGACUGGUGCACAAAGUUGCCAAUCUAUACGUAUAUAUAUUAUACAUAUAUAUAUAUAUUAUCUAUAUCCAAAUAAAUGUUGUCGUUUUUUUAUUUUCUUUUACUUUUUUUAAAAAAUGGUAAAACUGUGUCAACAGUACUUCUACAUCCAAGGCAAACUAGUCUUGGUUCUUGUAGACCAAUAGAGCCCGAACUUGUGGGUGAAAAGGGUGACUGACGAAAGAGUGUCAUGCCAAUUAUUAGAUUAUUAAAAAAAAGAAAAAUAGUAGUUUAAUAAUAUUAAUAAUAAUUAUUAUAAUAAUAAUGAUAGUGAUAAAGAUGAUGGAUGAUUUAUCAGAUCAGACCAGUGUGUGCCUCCAACAUGGGGUUUGUUUUUCAUAGGUUGUCUUAGUUGUCUUCUCCUCGGGAGGAGAAAGACAGGGCAGACGUGUCCAAAGACUGCAUGACUAUGCCCACACCCUGUGCACCUCCAGCCAGGCCUGAGUGGACCGGCAAUACCAAAAGCUUCUCUUUCCAAACAGGACAAAAACAAAACAAAAAAAUCAAUGCAUCAGUAUUCGCCAGUGACAAGGCAGAGGUUUAGAAUCCUGUUGUUGGCGUGGGUUAGACUAAAUCAGGACUGCCUAUAGCAACCCCUCUAAUUUCUUUCCUCCACUCUACAUCUUGUCCGCAUUUCCCAGUUAGCUGUAGAAGUGUCCCGUCUCCAAGUCAUCUCAGGCUAAUCAGUGGUAGAGCGCAUGGCAAAGCCUCUCAAGAUCUUUGACAAAGGGCUGAAGAGGAAGCUACACCAGAAGUCACAUCUCGGUAACUGCAACAAAUCAUGCGUGGUAGAUUAGUCUGAAAAGCGGUGUUGGUUCUGUGUAUUGAAUGAGUCUUGUUCUAAAGUCAGUAUGUGUGUGUAUUUGAUGCUGUUUGUGGAUUUUAUUCAUUUAGUUUUUUCGGUUGUUUGUUUGUUUUUUAAAGAAAAUAUAUUCAGGUCUUCCUAGUCUUCAUUGAAAAAUAAGUGCUUUUCUGUUUCAUGAAACAGUCGUUUGUUAUCAAUGGUGUUUAAAAAAAUGGCAAGAAUUGUGCAAGCAGCUUUCUCAAUUUCAGAGAUGCACAUUGCAUAAUGAGUGUCUGUUUUUAUUUGAAUUCCGAACUGCCAAAUGCUUUAGUUUUUUUUUUUUUAAAUUGAAAAUAAUGGUAAUAUCCUCUUACUGUGUGUUUAGUCUAAAAUAUAAUGGACUAGUCCCAUCCCCAUUUUUUCCAAAACCUUUUUUUUUCUUCUUGAAAAACAAUAAUGACUAAGUCACAAUUUGCUGUCUUAAACUUGAGGGUUUGAUGUAUGAGCCAAAUCGAGUAAUAAGAAACUGACAGAAAACCCUUAAUUAAAGCACAAGCUUUAUUGCAGAUAACUAAAGCAAACGCACUAAGAACCUCUUAAGAGACUUUCUGAGCAAAAUUUUCAAAAAGCGCUUAAAUCUUAUCUGUUGGUUUCUACGCUUGCCAACAUCCUGUAAAAUCAAAAACAACAGCCAGUUGCUUAUGUACAAAGUGAGAAGCACUGUUUAUGACAGUCUUCUGCUGGCUUUUCGUUGUGUUGCAUAGUAUCUUAACCUGUCCCAGGUAACGUCUUAAGUCUUAAAAGUAAUGCACGGCUGGCACCUUUUGUUACGUUAAUGUCAGGCCAUUCCAAAAAGCAUAUCCCUUUUAGCUUUGUGAAGAUAGCCACUCAGGCUAGGAUUGAACGCGUAUCAAAUUCCACGUAUCUGUUUAGGGCAUCUUUGUAAGUGCUUAUUUUGACUAUAUGUAUACAGUAGUGCAUAUUUAUUUAGGAUUUCAAAAGAACGGUGCAUAGCUCAUUCUGGCUGUUCAAACAUGAGAGAGAACCUACCACAAUAUGGAUUCUGUAUUUGGGAUGAUGUUUACUAUUUUGUUUGUUAGUUUGUUUUAAAUGAUGGAUUUAUCUUGAUUAGUCAGGAUUUCAUGGCUUUAAAAUCCAAUUUGUGACUCUUAGUGGAUGGGGUCUUGGUUAUAUCAACAAUGUGCUGCAAUUUCUCACAAUCUACUGUGAAAAUUCACAUACUUUUCCUUAAUACAUUCCCAUAAUACCCUGUUACCAUUUGAGCCAAGACUGGGUAAUAACGGAUAAACAUUCAUAUCAUGGCGUCCAUUAUUGUGGCAUAACAUACCGACAUGAAUAUUUAAGGCCUUCCAGAAGUCACCAUUGUCAGUCUAGAGAAUAUUUAAAGAAAACUACUUUUAUUCCUUCCUGUACAGGUGCCCAGAGUGCCUUCAACCUUUUACAUACUGAAUUUAAUCUCAUAAACUGGUCAUAUUUCCCUCUCUCUGUAAAACGUCACCUUGAUUAGAAGCACAUUUGUUGUAAUUUCAUUUGGUUAAAGUGAAAUGGUUGUAGUGAUGUGCUUGUGUUGGUGUAGUCCUGUCUGUCUUUACUCUUAAUCUAGUUAUCUGCUGUGAAGUUAAAGAGCCCCUCUAGAGUAGGCUAUAUUUUAAGGAGUUAAGGAGUUGCCUUGAACUUUUUAAUACUCUGAACAAAAGUAUAUCUAAGUGAUUGCACAAAAUUGGUCUGGAAAAAAAAAAAGAAGAAAAAAAAAAAAAAGAGUUGUUCCUUAUAAUGUGUUUUAAAUUAAUUCAUUGGUUUAUCGGAGCACUCUGUGCCACCAAAAUAUUAAGUGUGAAACUUGUGACAAAAAAUGUGUUUUUUGGAUUGACAUUCAUUGGAAAAAGUUCUGGAAGUUUAGGAAGUCAUGGUUUCCUGUCUUUAUGCACUUUUUAUAGGAAUGUCCUAAGUAUUACUAUUUUUUUUUUUUUUUCCCAAAAAUACUUGUCUGCUUGUUUUAAGUUCUUUUUUGUAGUGUGUGAUUCAGGAUUUUUUUUUUUUUUUCUCGUGUAUCACAAAACAGGACUGUUCAGGCCAGUGACUACUACUUAAUGUCAUACAUAACACUCUGCUCUUAAAACGACUUGCACCCUUUCUUAUUCGCGUCAUGUCCUUCAUCUCUCCUUCAGUCACUGAGUUAGAGUACUGGACUUGUACCUGAAUCAGGUAUUUAGAUUUCAGCCUUGACUAUUAGCAAGGCUGAACGGAUCAAAGAAAACCUGCAAUCUGAUUGGAUAGACUCAAACCCCCAGAACACCAACCUGUCCAAUCAGUUCAACAAAAAGCAUGCCUUCUUAUGCAAAUUUUUUAUAAGUUUUGUCAAACUUUUUUAAUAUGCAUUUAGUUUUGAGUUUAUUUUGUAAAGAUUUUUAUGUGAACUUUGUGUCACUUUCCUUUUUACAUGUCUGGCGAAGAUGAUGCCAAAACGAAACAGUAUACAUAUGUACAUCUCUUAAAUACACUUGCAUUUUUUUUUUGUUGUUUAAAUUAUGAACAAUAUACACUUUCACAGUGGCAUCUGUAGAAAAUAGUUAAUUCAUGUACAGUUACAGAUGGGAAUUAUUUGCUGGCCACAAUUCUGGGUUUUCUGGAACGUGGAAAUGUGGCGUUUCGGCUGUGUAUGAAUCUCAUGGACCGUUACUUUCAUUCAAGUCUGCCUUUGCUAGCACACCAUGCUGAAUGUUAUUGUUAUCUUGGGGCGCUGGGUGGGGUUGGGGGCGGGGGUACCAGUGGUUGUGAGAAGAUUUUUAUGGUCUUACAUGGCUUAUCUUGCAGAGUGCAUGUAAUUUGUUAUGGGUGGGGCCUUUAGAAGUAAGGGGAGGGAACUUCUGAAAGCCACGCAUUCAAGUUCUUAAGUCAGUAUACCCAAAGAGACUGCAAACAUUUUGCUGUUAGGAAGCCUUUUUAUAUGCAUUCGAGAUACAUAUCAUUGAAAGUUUUUUUCCAUCACGAUUGAUUUCUGCUCUAGCUUACGGCUCCGACGUGUAGGAAACGCUUUCUGCCAGCUUUCUAAGUUGUCUGUACGGCUUUGCAAUUUUGGUUUUAGGACUUUUAAAAGGCGAAAGGUUGCGGUGUACAUUUUUAUGCAUAAAAUCGAAACAUUUUCACACCCAUUCCAGCUGUUCAUCCUGUCACCUUGAUCUUAAUAGUGUGUAGAUCAUCCAUAUUCUUUAUGGUGCGUUAUAAUUCCACAGUGACAAUGAAGUCAUUGUAGUUUUAAUGUAGUUUCUGUUCACGUUUCAUACUAUUUACUCAGUCAUGAUUGUGGCCUUCUCGUACUGUUGAUGCAUUUCAUUUCUGUAGUCGUGACUUUCCCGGUGUUGUGCACUGUGUGAGCGAGUGUGUUCGUUUGAGCAGGUGUGUGUGUGUGUGUGUGUGUGUGUGUGCGUGCGGCGUGUGCGUGUGCGUUACCUCAUCUACAGUCAACUGUCCAAUUGGAAAACAUUUUUGUUUACGCGUGCAAAAAAGAAAAAUUACAAAAAAAAAAAAAAAAAAUCUUCCACUUGAUGAAACACAAAACAGGAUACAUUGUAGCGACAUGAGUUAUUAAAAAAAAAAAGAAAAAAAAGAAAAAGUUCACCUGGUGUGCUGAACUAAGUGUAAAUGGUUUAUUACACAAUAUGAAUAUUUGUAAAAUUGUUUGUAUUUUUUCAUAAUGAUUUUAAAAAGGAGUGUGUUUAUUUUUUGACUUUUUUCUGUUACAGAGAUCUCUCUCUCUCUCUCUGGUCUUUUUUCUCCUUGUUUGUUCGCCUGACAUUGUGAGUGCGUCAGUUGGUUCUUACCUCUCCUGUAUUGAGCCUGUGAUGAGUCCUUUGUAUGCAGUGUUUUGAAAAUACUGUAGGGAACAUGGGAAGAAAUUGAUAUUAGGAGCAUUUGAUCAAUUUGUAUUUAUUUAUUUUAUCAUUUUGUUAAUAAAUUGACAAAGAAUA